This is a messenger RNA of Mesoplodon densirostris (Blainville's beaked whale), 10245 nucleotides long. RefSeq names its product paternally expressed 3 (gene PEG3). The coding region runs from base 1783 to 7101 and encodes 1772 amino acids. NCBI's taxonomy places the organism in Eukaryota, Metazoa, Chordata, Mammalia, Artiodactyla, Ziphiidae. The record is from RefSeq and is a predicted model, not a curated record. Gene Ontology annotation, biological process: negative regulation of transcription by RNA polymerase II. Gene Ontology annotation, molecular function: DNA-binding transcription repressor activity, RNA polymerase II-specific. The transcript has 13 exons.
AGCUGCGGGAGGACGAGGUCGGAGAGGAAGAGUGGACAUGUCCACCAUGGGCUGGUGGCGCCGCCGGGUGCCCGGAGCCGUGUGGGGGCAGUAGACUGUGCGCGGGCUGCGCCGUGGCCGACCUUCGGCCAGGGGCGGGGCGGUGCCUUGAGGUGCGGUGUGGUGAGCUCUAUCUCUUCUCCGAGACGACGUGCAAGAGGAAGAGGGACUAGGUCCAAACGCCAGGUGGCGGUCUCCAGGCAGACCUAAAUGGGAAAGGAAGCCAUAGUGAGAGCUCGCUUGGUGAGUAUGGAAUCAGAAUGAGAGGAUGUGGAAAAGCUUUGGUAGCACUGGCCUGUAAGGUCGCCUGGGGAUACCAUCUGGUUUCAAUGAAGCUCUUGCUAGGGUCACCAGGACACCAGAAGCCCCUUGUCUGCAGCCCCCGCCCUCCCCAGUCUCCAUUCACAUUAGGUCUGACCGGAGUAGCGUGUGCUCUCCUAUAGAUGGUUAAAUGAACCAUGCUUUGUGGUCUGCCUUUUCAUGCCCUCACCCCUUUUAAGAAAAAAAAAAUCUGAUCAGCCAGUUACUGAUGUAAAAAUUGGUCAGAUAUGUCCUACUGGCACAGAAGAGGUUUUAUCUCUUUAAAGUAACUCUUUUUCUUGAAUCAUUUGGGGGCUGACCAUAAAACUAAACUCUUAGUUACUGUUUCCUCUUUUUUGAAAUUUUUGGGGAAAUUCCUCCAGAAUGGACAACGAUAAGGAACUUUUGCUGCAGAGUGGUAAGUGCUCAGUGUAUAUGAUGGAGGUAAGCCCAGGGCGACAUGGCGACUAUCUGCCAGGAGCCACCUGAGAGUCCAGAGGGUGGAGUCGCGGCUGGUCUGGUAGGGGUAGUGUUUGUUUACUCCAUGCUCACAUUCCCCUGUGAAAUUGUUACCCAAACAGCCUCUAUUGUCCACAUGUACCUGUUCAUGGUUGACUGGACCACACUGGACGCAUCAGCCUAGAGCAGUGGUUCUCAAAGUACGGCUCCUGGCAUGCUUCCUGGAUGGCUGUUUCCUGGGGAGCCACAGACCUCCUAAAUACCCACCCCGGAAAGGCUGGUGCCUUUCUCCCAGGCACCCCAGGCUUGAGAGCCACAUCCUGGAAGGCAUCGAGCUGUAGUGUGCACUCGUAAUGUCGGAGAGGGGGUGAGCAGAGGCACAGGCUGGCCCAGCUGGCAGUGUUGGGUACCUGAGCCGGGAGGUAAGGCGGGCCCAGGCUGGGACAGCACUUCCCUCCACGUGGCGCUGAAGGAGAGAAUGUCGGUUUGCAGAAAGAGGCAGGAGAAAGGAGCAAACGAGCAGAGAAGAGACCGCACACCCUGCUGUCCCUGAGAAGCGAAGAAAGUAACUUCCUCGGUUCGUGACUUUAAAGUUCUCAAUUCCAGCCCCCUUUAAUGAGUGGUAGGCAUGGCUGUUGCCAUGGAGGCAGAAGCUGGACUGGGGAAGUGGGGGCGCAGUGGGCAGAGCAGUUAUGCUUUCGAUUGGCCAGAGUUGCUGUCACCAGAGGAGUUCACCUGGGUCUUCCCAAGGGUGAGGUCCCUGGCAUUUUGACUCUGUUCCUGUGGAUAAGAACACUUGUUCUGAAGUUCCAGAAAGGAUCCUAUUCCCAAACAGAAUUUUUGCUGCAUGUGGUUUUGUUCUUCUCUGGAAGUAAAGCCAGAAGUACAAAACUGUCAGGUCCCUGAGCACUGACUGUCCCAGGCUGCCGCGUCUUUCCUGUUGACUCAUGUUGGGUUCCUCCAGUGAAAGUUGUCCUUAGAGAGAUGCUGCCUCCAAAGUACUUGUCUGCCACCAAACCCAAGAGGUCUUGGGCCCCAAAUCUGUGUGAGCUAGACAGUGACUUGUCUCAGGAGCCGGAUGCCGCCAUAGGAGAAGCCGCCACUGACUCUGAAUUCUUUCAUCAGAGGUUUCGGAACUUCCUCUACGUGGAAUUUGUCGGGCCUCGGAAGACCCUGCUCAAACUCCGAAACCUCUGCCUCGAUUGGUUGCAGCCGGAGACUCGCACCAAGGAGGAGAUUAUCGAGCUCUUGGUCCUCGAGCAGUACCUGACCAUCCUUCCAGAAAAGAUCAAGCCUUGGGUGCGUGCAAAAAAGCCGGAGAACUGCGAGAAGCUCGUUACUCUGCUGGAAAAUUACAAGGAGAUGUACGAACCGGAAGACGACAACAGCAGUGACGCCCACAGCGAAGGCAACAUGAGCCGGAAGGCAGCAGAGUCCCCGCCGCCACACUCCGCCUGCUGCAGUGACCGGGACUGGGACCAGGACUGGGACCGAGACUGGGAGCGAGCCCGCGAGCGGGAGCACCGGAGGGGCAGAAGCAGGGACCUGGAGUCCCGGGCCCACUGGCCGUACGCCCGGAGCCCCAGGAGCAGGUUUCAUCAGCGGGAUCUUUCCCUUCCUCUGAUGGAGGAAGUGGCUUUUGCAAAGGAAAGAGAGCACAAGCGUUGGGACUCUCUGAUGGAUUAUGAGACGAGAUCGCAGGAUGCGGUGUCGUACCAGGAUGUGGUGGCCCUCACCGAGGACCGGAAGCCCCAGAACCCAGUUCAGGACAACAUGGAGAACUACCGGAAGCUGCUCUCACUGGGGGUUCAGCUUGCCGAGGACGACGGCCACUCGCACAUGACCCAGGGCCACUCGUCACGGUCAAAGAGAAGUGCCUACCCGAGCACCAGUCGAGGUCUGAAAACUAUGCCUGAAACCAAAAAGUCAGCCCAUCGGCGGGGGAUCUGUGAAGAUGAAUCUUCCCACGGGGUGAUAAUGGAAAAGUUCAUCAAGGACGUUGCGCGCAGCUCCAGAUCGGGAAGAAGGGAACCUAGCGACCGGCCGCAGAGGUUCCCCAGGAGGCCAGACGGUGACUGGAAGGAAGCUCCAUUCAGCAAGAGGGAGUCGGUGAUUCAGGAGAGGGGCCAUGAAGGCAAUGCCUUUGGGGGAGGAGGCUUUAAUGUGAACUCAAACCUUGUUUCCAGAAAGAGAGUUCUUGAGAGAAAAAGGCGCUAUCAUUUUGACACAGACGGGAAGGGCUCUGUGCACGGUCGGAGAGGUGGUGCAAGGAAGCGGCCCUUUGAGCGCAGCGAGGUGAGGAAGGCCGGGAGCGGGAGCAGCCUUAGUGUGCCGCCCAUCCCCCAGUUGCAGCCCUUCGACUUCGGGGCGACGCCCUAUGUGUGUGAUGAGUGCGGGAGGUCCUUCAGUGUGAUUUCGGGGUUUGUGGAGCAUCAGAUCACGCACACCAGGGAGAAUCUGUACGAGUACGGCGAGUCCUUUCUUCAUAGUGUGGCCGUCAGUGAGGUUCAGAAAAGGCAGGCCGGAGGGAAACGCUUUGAAUGUAAGGAGUGUGGGGAACCCUUCAAUAAGAGCGCCGCCCUGGCCGAGCAUCGGAAAAUUCACGCUAGAGGUUGCCUUGCGGGGCGUAAGGGCGAGGAGCACGAGGAGCCCUUCCUGCCCAGCCCAACCUUCAGCGAGCUCCAGAAGAUAUACGGGAAGGACAAGUUCUAUGAGUGCAGGGUGUGCAAGGAAACCUUCCUUCAUAGUUCUGCCCUGAUCGAGCACCAGAAGACCCAUGGCCGAGAUGACAAAGGUAAUGAGCGUGGGGAAGCCUUCAAACCCAGCCCAGUGCUUAACGAGCUUCAGAAGAUGUAUGGGAAAGAGAAAAUGUACGAGUGCAAGGUGUGCGGGGAGACCUUUCAUCACAGCGCAUCCCUGAAAGAGCACCACAAGAUCCACACCCGAGGAAACCCAUUUGAAAACAAGGGCAAAGUGUGUGAGGAAACCUUCAUUCCUGGCCAGUCCCUUAAAAGACGCCAGAAAACCUACCCAACAGAGAAGGCCUACGACUUCAAAGAUGGUGGGGAUGCCUUUAGGCAAAACUCAGACCUCAUCGAGCAUCAGAAAAUUCAUUCUCGGAAGAACCUCUUUGAAGGCCGGGGGUACGAGAAGUCUGUCAUUCACAGUGUGUCUUUCCCCGAAUCUCAGAAGAGUCACACUAUAACAAGGCCACCUGAGGAUGAGGAAGACGAGAAGGCAUUCACUGUCAGCUCCAAUCCUGAUGACAGCCGGGAAGCCCUGUCCUAUGAGAGGAACCCCUAUGAGAGGUCCUUCAUUCACAGCUCAGCCUUCCCUGGGGCUCAGAAAGGUCACAGCAAACCGAGAGUGAUAGCAGAGGCGACCGUUCAGAGCUCGGGUGCCACCGAACAUCAGAAAGUCCAUGCUGGGGAGAGUACCUCUGAAAGAAAGGGGUAUGAGAGGUCCGUCAUCCACAGCCUAGCCGCUUUCAAGCCUCCCCGUGGUUGUGGUGGAAAUGAGCUCCUUGGCUGUGACGAGCAGCGGGAGUCCUCCGCUUACCUCUCAGACCCUUGUGGCCAGCCGCAGAAGACCCCUGCCCGAGAGAGCCCCUAUGCAGGGGGUAAGAACAACAUCUUCAAGGGCUCUGUUGUCCACGGCAUGUCCCACACCGGACCUCAGGACAGUCUCGCUGGGGAGGGCCCCAGUGGAUGGAAGAAGGAUGGUGAACCAUCUGUUCCCAAGUCAGAUGUGCGCGAGCAUCAGAAGGCUCGUGCUAAGAAGAAGAACAUUGAGCGUAGGAUUUACGAGACCUCUGUAAUCCACUCCCUGCAUUUUGGUGAACCUCAAACGUUUCGCCCGAGAGAGAAGUUGUACGAAUGUCCAGAGUGUGGAGAGUCCUUUGUUCAUAGCUCCAACCUCACUGAGCAUCAGAAGAUUCAUGAUAGAAAGAAGCUCUCUGGAAGUGAAAACUACAUACGAUCUGUCAUUCGCAGCUUAGCCUCCACGGAUCCUCAGACCAGUUAUGCGGGCCAGACAGCACAGAUGAGUUAUGCUGAAGAGCCAGCUCAGACCAGUUACGUGGACCAGUCAGUGCAGACAGCUUAUGCAGGACCACCAGCUCAGACCAGUUACCCUGAACCGCCAGCUCAGACCAGUUACCCAGAACCACAAGCUCAGACCAGUUACGCUGAACCACCAGCUCAGACCAGUUACGCUGAACCGCCAGCUCAGACCAGUUACCCUGAACCACCAGCUCAGACCAGUUACGCUGAACCGCCAGCUCAGACCAGUUACGCUGAACCGCCAGCUCACACCAGCUACGCUGAACAGCCAGCUCAGACCAGCUACGCUGAACCACCAGCUCAGACCAGUUACGCUGAACAGCCAGCUCAGACCAGUUACGCUGAACCGCCAGCUCAGACCAGUUACGCUGAACCGCCAGCUCAGACCAGUUACCCUGAACCGCCAGCUCAGACCAGCUACGCUGAACCGCCAGCUCAGACCAGUUACCCUGAACCGCCAGCUCAGACCAGUUACGCUGAACCACCAGCUCAGACCAGUUACGCUGAACCACCAGCUCAGACCAGUUACCCUGAACCACCAGCUCAGACCAAUUACCCUGAACCACCAGCUCAGACCAGUUACGCUGAACCGCCAGCUCAGACCAGUUAUGCUGAACAGCCAGUCCGCAAUGAAUGUAAGGAGUGUGGGGAGUGUUUUGCCACUGUUGAAGACCUUGGCAUCCAUCAGAAAAUCUAUUCCCGAGAGAAAUUCCAUGGCAGGGAGCUGUUUGGAGACGCUGUGAUUCAGGGUGUGGGCCUUGAUGGGCCUCGACAGGAAGAGCCUCGGCAGGAAGGGCUGGACGAGCCGGAUGAGCCUGAAGACACCAUCUAUGGGUGUAAGGACUGUGGGCUGGGCUUCGUGGAUCGCACAGACCUCAAGGACCAUCAGAAGGUUCACGGCAGAGAGUACCUCAUCGACAGCCGCGAGUACGCGCAUUCUGUGAUGCACAUGCAUUCUGUCAGUGAGUAUCAGAAAGAUUACAUUGGAGAGCAGCUUUAUGAGUGCCCGGCAUGUGGGGAAUCUUUCGUUCAUAGCUCAUUCCUUUUCGAGCAUCAGAAAAUCCAUGAGCAAGACCAGUUUUACGGCCACAGGAGGUAUGAUGAGCCCUUUAUGCAGCCCUUGGUCAUUAGCCCACAGCGGCCUCGGGCCCCACAGAAGAGUCCUCCUGCGGGGACGUCCCUGCAAUGCCAGGUGUGCGGACGAGACUUCAUCCACGGCUCUGUCCUUAACGAACACAUGAGAGUCCACGCUGGAGACAGCCUGCUGGAGCGGAGCCAGGGAAGCACAGAUGCGGUCAGCCCAGGCUCGGCCCCCACAGACCUUCAGAGAGACCAGGCCAAGGACAAGCACUAUGAGUGUAAGACCUGUGGAGAAUCCUUCCCCAGCCAGGCAGACCUUCGGGAGCACAUGAGAAUUCACGAGAAGGAUGAGCCCUAUGACUAUGGGGCCACCUUUGUCCACACCUCCUUCCUUACCGAGCCCCCCAAGAGAGAUUCACCCUUCUAUGAGUGCAAGGACUGUGGGAAGUCCUUCAUCCACAACACAGUCCUCACGAAGCAUCAGAAGCUGCACCUCGAGGAAGAGGAAGCAGCAGCAGCCGCCGCCCAGGAAGUUGAAGCCAACGUCCUCGUUCCACGGGAAGUUCUGCGGAUCCAGGGAUCAAAUGUGGAGGCCGCAGAGCCGGAGGUGGAGGCUGCCGAGCCGGAGGUGGAGGCUGCUGAGCCCAACGUGGAGGCCGCCGAGCCCAACGGAGAGGCCGAGGGGCCAGAGGGGGAGGCCGCCGAGCCCAACGGGGAGGCCGAGCAGCCCAACGGGGAGGCCGAACAGCCCAACGGGGAUGCUGAUGAACCGGAUGGGGCAGGGGUCGAAGACCCAGAGGAAAGAGCCGAAGAGCCAGAGGGAGACGCAGAUGAGCCGGAUGGUGCAGGGAUCGAGGACCCAGAAGAGGAAGGUGACGACCAGGAGAUCCAAGUGGAAGAGCCCUACUACGAUUGCAGGGAGUGUGGAGAGACCUUCACCUCCAACUCGGCCUACGGUGAGCACCUGAAAACCCAUGCCAGGGUGAUAAUAUUCGAGCCUGGAAGCGUCUACGGGGAAAGCUCCCACUACACCGAGCACGCCAGCACCAGCAGCAGUGACAGCGGCAGGGCUGAUGACAAGUACUUCAAGUGUGACGUCUGUGGGCAGGUCUUCACCGACCGCCUGUCACUGGCCAGGCACCAGAACACCCACACUGGCUGAGGACUUGGGUGUCAAGGUUGGAAAACCUUCACUAGGACUGGACCCUUACUAAACUACAGAGAAUUGGAACCAACCCACGAUGAGGUCGGAAGGAGGCUUCCCUUGGCGUAUACACACCUGACUUUGAACAUCAGACAACUCAGCCUGGAAAGAAACUGAAGGUGGAGACUCCUCCGGACCUAGCUCUUCCCCAUCAAACCUCCGCGUAUGCAUGUGGGAAAGCCAUAGCACACAGCUUACCUUCCACCCGAGCAUCUGCAUUGACGGAAAACUAGAGGGGUUUUCAAGGCCACAGAAAUCGCCCACAUCUGUAAAUGACACUCCUGGAACCUAUAUAUAAUGAAUGUUUCCUGAGAUGUAUAUAAAAUAGCAAAUCAUAGCAAACAGUACUCAUAUUUGGACUUAAUAUGGUAUCCAGUUACAGUUCACUUGCAGAGGUACCUUCCUUACCUGGUACUCUUUUGAUUUUUUUUUUUUUUUUUUCUUUUUGGAGGAGGAAGAGAGCAACAAAUUAGAAUAUAUUUGUAAGCAUCUUAGAUCCUUAGAAAGAUUUAUUGUGCGUUAUUUGAAUCCCAUCCAUAUUUUUUUGAGUAAUGAACUGUUGUUCCUUACUCUUAAAUAUUCCUGUAGAGGUGUAGGCAUGAAAGAUAAAAUGUCUUUUCCGCUUUGCUGUUUGAAAGGGGAAGUACUUGGAGCUUCCUUUUCAGCCAUUUCGUCUACACCAACACUUUGGAACCUAAUGCUGUGUAAGCCUUUACGAUACGUGGAUUGGCCUUUUGUAACCCCAAAUUGAUUGGUUGCCACCUUGUACUUUGCAGUGGUUCUCAUGCAAAAAAUAGUUACAAGUUUUGUUAUUUGUUUUUAAACCAACUUGAUGUCUGUUGGAUAGCGAAUUCACAAAAGCUGAAGCUUCUCCCUGUGCAUCUUGCAUCUUUGCCUUUCAAGAGUGGUUGCAGCCAUCCCUAGAUCGCGCGCGGGCCUGCCGAGGUUGAGAACCGCGGGGGCUCUCACGUAAGUUAGGACGGGGCUGCUGCCUUGUCACUCCCUUUGCGCGCUCCCUGCCUUAAGCGACAAGUAGCAACGGGGCUUCGUCCGUGUGUGCCGCUACAACUCAGUUUUUGCACCCUGGGCGCCCAGGGGCGAGUAUCCUUAGAGCUUUCUAGCGUGAAACUUAAUUCUCGUCUUUACCUGUCUGACCCUCAACCCCAUGUCUAACUUGCAUUUUAAAAAAAAAAGCUUUCUUUACAGUCGACUCAAGCUUACCGUGGACUCAGGUUCCCCAGCAGCCUUAAUUUGUUCCGUUGCCAUCUGUUCCUUCCUCUUAACGAGUGCCCCCCUAAGUAAGCAGUUGUCACCUGUCCUUCAGAGUGUCAUGUCUGUUUCCCGUGCGAUCACAAGUCGACCUCACAGCUCGAGGUUUCCUGUGUCCUCUUCUGUGGACCACCUGUGCUCCCUUUGCUUCCCCACCCCUCGCAUAAUGACUAUUAAGAAAUUUUUUUGGCUUUGAGUUGGCUGGAAAAAAAAAUUAAAAAUUAAAAAAAAAUUUUUUAAAGAGGAUCUGGUAGAUGAAGGGAGCAGAAGAUAAGAGCUAGAUUAUUGGGGCGAACAAAGUUCAAGUACCUGCCGGGGAGAUGUGUCUAGAUCCCCCUCUCCUAGGUCCGCACGGUUAGGGCUCAGGGAGAGCAUAUCGCAGCUGGAAGGAAUGCCACAGUCGAAGGAGGUCGGUGGGGUGAGAGCAGGACGCAGACACGAGCAAGCCAAAGAACGGAGUCCUGACAACCUCACCAGACCCAGGAGGGCGAGGAAGCAGGUGGAAGCAACAUGAGGAGCAGGGAAGGGAAGGCCAGUAUGGGAAGAAUGAAUGAGCAGGAUAUCCUGGGCCUCUGAGAAGAAGGGGCCGUCUUGAUGGCAUGGUGUGGGCGAGGGCCAGCUGCGUAUGAAGACCCGAGGUUGGAUACCUGGGAGAGCUGAGGGACAGUGAGGCACGGCCUCAGAGGAGGACCCCUGAGGUGGGGGCCGGCGUCAGCGUCGGUGGGGUGAACCUGCGUUCCCCACUGUUGCCAGUUUUAACUGGUAGAACCCUUCAGAAAGCGACUUGCCAGAUGUCAGGGUGUCCAUCCCAGCCUUUGCUUAGUGGAACAUGAGGAACAACUUACGCCAAAACUGGGAGGACAAUUAAGGGAACUUGUCGGUGGACUCCUAAUGCAGCUGUUUAAAAAUGAUAAUCAUGGAGAGUUAUGUAGCAACAUGGAAAUAUAUUUACAGAAUACUAAGUGGAAAAAACAGGACACAGAAUUAUAUUUAUACUACAGUUAUAACUGUUCUAAAAUGUAUGCUUAUAGUCAAAAGCUGUCGUGGUGGUGGUGUUGUAGGCUUAUAGUCGAGCAUUAUUUUCUUAAAUUCCUUGAAUGUUCUUCAUCGUAGUGUUACUAAAAAGUUUAUAAUCACGUUUCCAUUGUGAACAUAAUUUGAACUCAUUAUCAGGCACUUGGAAAAUACAGAAAAGUGGAGGAAAAAAAAAUCCAUAUACCCCCCCAUCCAAAGAUGGAUAUACUCCUCACUAUAUUGUUUAUCCUUGUUUCUGUGCACAGGUUUAUGAUUAUAACUGUGUCAAAAUGUGUACUCAGAAUAACUGUUACCUUUGUGGAAUUAUGGUUAAACACUUUCAUCUUAAUGUUUUCAGAUGUUCCUUAUAGUAGUGUCCUGAUAACAAAGUUUAUUAUGUUUGUUUCCAUUACAAGCAUAAUACGUACCCAGAGGAAUAAUUGGAAAACACAAAAUAAAUUAGAAAAGUCGCCCAUAUCCCCAACACCCAACAACUACUGUUCACAUCUUGAUCUAUUUUCUCCAUCUCAUGUCAGUGCACAAGCUUGUGAUUAUGACAGUGUUGAGUACGUGUGCCUAAAGUCUAAAAUGAAAAAAUAUGGAAAAUAAUUAAAAGAGUGUUGUCGUUGUGGGAUUAUGGUUAAACAUUUUGUCUCAAAUUCCUUGAAUGAUCUUUGGUGUUUUGGUACUAAAUCUUACGUAUGUAUUUUUCCAUUACAAAUAUAGUCCAUACUCAUGGCAGACUUCGGGGAGAUUCAGCAAAGCAAAAGAACAGACAUUCACCCAUAUUCCCGACACCCAACAACCAUUGCUGUUGAC